Exophiala dermatitidis NIH/UT8656 is the source of this 978-nucleotide messenger RNA. RefSeq lists its product as uncharacterized. The record is from RefSeq and is a predicted model, not a curated record. The transcript has 2 exons. NCBI's taxonomy places the organism in Eukaryota, Fungi, Ascomycota, Eurotiomycetes, Chaetothyriales, Herpotrichiellaceae. Gene Ontology annotation, cellular component: membrane. Bases 1 to 978 code for a protein of 325 amino acids.
AUGGUAGUCCAACUCAAGCCCGUCGCCGGCACGGACGACGUCUAUCUCUGGAAAUACCUCCCAUCGAUCCCGGCGGCGGUCAUCUUCGUCAUUUUGUUCUCAGUCGUGAUGGCCGCGCACUUGUGGCGCAUGGUCAGGACGCGGACGUGGUUCUGUAGCGCCUUUGCAGUUGGUGGGAUUUUCCAAGUCAUCGGCUACCUCGUCCGGGUAUAUUCGUACUAUCACACCGACGAUAUUGCUCCAUACACGAUCCAGAUCUGUUUGAUCCUCCUCGCGCCCGUCUUGUAUUCCGCGUCCAUCUACAUGGUGUUGAGCCGGCUGAUCCGCUGCGUUUCCGGUGGUGAAAGGUUGUCACUCAUCCGCCCGACGUCGCGAUUGACAAAGAUCUUUGUCUGCGGAGACAUAGUCUCGCUGAGCGUCCAGGGCAACGGAGCCGGGUUGACUGUCCAUCAGGACAAGCAGAAGUUGGGACAAGGCAUCGUGGUCGCGGGCCUGUUUCUCCAGUUGCUUCUGUUUGGUGUUUUUGUGGCUGUCGCAUUGCUAUUUCACAUGAGAAUGCGGAGGAGAGUCAAUGAUCAUGAUGGUGAUGGCGAUGACGCCAGCGACGACCGUGACCUCGCGGUGAUCAUGGCAACGAUGACAAGGACAAGAACAAGGACAAAUGGUUCUCCCCCCUGGCGGCAAGGGUUGUUCAUGCUCUACGCCUGCAGCGCGUUGAUCAUGAUCAGAUCAAUCUUCCGUGUCGUCGAGUACCUUUCCGGCGUGGAUGGUUAUCUCUUGUCCCGCGAGUGGCCCAUGUAUGCCUUUGAUGCUGGCCCGAUGUGGGCUGUCCAGGUGAUUUUCCUGGUGUGGUUCCCGCAUAGGUUUCAAUUUGGAGGCAAGCGGGCCACCGAUGACUUGUCGAGUCCUGGUAUGGAGGAUGGGAAUGGGGAUGGGAAUCUGCUCUUGCAGACACGGCGGAAUGGGAUGCAGAAAUGA